CAUGGUUUGCCUAUGGAAGCAGUUUUUUGGAUUUUAUCUUUGUUGGGAAUUAGAUUAUGAUCUUGAACACCACUUUGCAUGUGGUAUUUUCGGCUUUAAGCAGGUCUAACAUUUUCUGGUAAAAGUUAAUGGUACUCAAUUGCUUAGCAAAGUGGAAUUAUUAGAUGUUCUAUAAUGGGGAACUAAACCUUAUUCUUCUCUUAAAGUUACUUUUUUCUCUAUGUUUUUUCUCCUGCUUUUAUUUAAGCAAUUCUCUAUUGGGGUUAUUAUGGAUAUUAUUUUCAUGAUGCGAUCAUGGAUGUUACAUCAUGGAGUUUUUAGCUUCUUGCGCUCUCUAGAAACACUUGUUUGAGUAUUAAUUUUUUAUCAUUAGUCAGAGUAUGAUUUUUUGUCUUGUUAAUAAAACAUGUUUUAUGUGGCUUUUUCGAUCAGAUUUUUGCGCAUGUGUAUUGCUUCUUCAAGCAGCUGGUUCUUCCAGUUCCUUCAGAAGCCAAAUUGUUAUAACAGAUCUCAUUGUUCUGGGCAAUGAGUGAUAUCUCAAACGAGAGUGACAUGAAGAUGUUGCCAAGGGAUCAUGUUGGUUCACCAUCAAUAGAUGAAGGUAGCUCAGGAGGAUCAUUGGCAGCUGGAGGAGGAUCAGGCUUGAAGAAGGGACCUUGGACAUCCGCAGAAGAUGCCAUCUUAGUGGAAUAUGUUAAAAAACAUGGUGAAGGAAACUGGAAUGCUGUCCAGAAGCACUCUGGAUUAUCUCGAUGCGGCAAAAGUUGUCGCCUUCGAUGGGCUAAUCAUCUGCGCCCAAACUUAAAAAAAGGAGCCUUUACACCAGAUGAAGAAAAAACAAUCAUUGAACUCCAUGCUAGGAUGGGUAAUAAAUGGGCGCGGAUGGCUGCACAUUUACCUGGUCGUACAGAUAAUGAGAUAAAGAACUACUGGAACACUCGGAUUAAGAGACGCCAGCGUGCCGGUUUACCAGUCUACCCUUCUGAUUUCUCUUUCCCAGCAUCUGAUGAGAAUCAGCAGGGCCCGACUGUUGGAGACUUCAGCAGCAUCAGUAAAAUCCAAAAUGAGUCCCCGCAAGGAAAUUGUUAUAACAUUACUGAUAUCAUAUUUGAUGACUUAAAAGCAUCUUAUACACCACGUUUCCUGCCGGAUAUUUCUCUCAGUAACGUGCUGAGUCAGGGGUUUGGAUCUUUGAGUUAUGGCUUCACCACUCAACCAAUGGACUGUAAACCCUUUCGAGGAAAUGAAACCCUUUUCUCUUUUCCAGCAUCGUUUGAGAACUUCUCAGAUGAUCCUUCUCAAAAGAUUGAUCUGACAUUGGGAACAAGCUAUCCUUAUGAUCCAGACCCUAUCAUUAAAGACGUGGCACCUUAUGAAGGUGCAAUUAAUGGUAGCCAUGCCCUAAUGAAUGGCAACUACUCUACUUCUAAGUCCCUUUCAGGGACUGUGAAGUCGGAGCUCCCUUCACUCCAAUUUACCGAAACUGAUCCAAGUUUCUGGUUUGCUUAUGAUUCCUCGCCUCCGUCUGAGGCAGUUGAUACUUACAUUCAAUCCGCUUCAGCUGUGUCGAUGCAAUCAGAAUGUUCGUCGCCUCGGAACAAUGGACUAUUAGAAGAUGUGCUUCACGAGUCACAUGCAAUGCAUAGUGGAAAGAAAGUGCCAUAUGAAAAGUGCUCGAAUUCUUCUGUAAUGACACCCUGUGAUGUUAUGGAUAGUUCGGCAAAUAACUUCUGUGAGGACACUGCCUUUGAGCACUGUGACCCCAUUUCCCCUUUGAGUUGUUCUGCUGCAUCAGUAUUCAAUGAGUACACACCUCCAAUCAGUAGCAGUUCCUUGGAUGAGCUACCUCCUCCUAGAGGACCUUCUGGUUCGGACAUCAUAUUGCCAAGUGCUGAGGAUGUUUCAACCCCAAACCCACUUGGUGGUAAGAUUAAGCCAAAACCAGAGUUUUUAAGGCCUGAUGCUAUACUUGGCUCUGCUUGGCUUUUGGAGAGCUCUCAAAUGGCAAAAGAUCACACCGACAUGAACAAUGCCAUAGCAACACUUCUUGGUGAUGAAUGCUGCAGCGAGCACAAGCCUUUGACAACGGAAACAUCAGUGAGUUUCACUGGAGCCCUGGGGCUGGACUCUUAUCCAUGGAAUAAUAUGCCUCGUGUUUGUCAAAUUUCUGAACAUCCUUGAGAUUUCUUUCGGGGAAAAAGAACUUAUUGUUCGAGAUUUUCACCUCAUUGGUCGUUGAUGCCAGUGAGUAUGAGAUUGUUGUUUGAGGUUAUGCAUUGUUGUCUCAAUAACUAUGCCGACUUGAUCAGGGAAAACUAUUUUAUGAGUUAGCUAUUUUGUAGAACUCAUUUGAUUUGCUUAUUGAUAAAAGACUAAUUCGCCAUGAAAAUGUGGCGUUGCUGUAUUGGUUAUCGGCAUAUUGUUAUUGUUGUUGCUGUUAUUUGUAGGGGUUUGAUUAGCCUAAGUAUGUAUACAGUCCCAUCGAGGAGCUAUAGGUAGGAGCUACAUAAUUUGGGUGAAAA
Asparagus officinalis (garden asparagus) is the source of this 2522-nucleotide messenger RNA. RefSeq names its product transcription factor GAMYB-like. The coding region runs from base 526 to 2181 and encodes 551 amino acids. The record is from RefSeq and is a predicted model, not a curated record. The transcript is spliced from 4 exons. NCBI's taxonomy places the organism in Eukaryota, Viridiplantae, Streptophyta, Magnoliopsida, Asparagales, Asparagaceae.